Penicillium malachiteum is the source of this 1740-nucleotide messenger RNA. RefSeq names its product GMC family oxidoreductase. The record is from RefSeq and is a predicted model, not a curated record. Gene Ontology annotation, molecular function: oxidoreductase activity, acting on CH-OH group of donors; flavin adenine dinucleotide binding. Bases 1 to 1740 code for a protein of 579 amino acids. Lineage: Eukaryota; Fungi; Ascomycota; Eurotiomycetes; Eurotiales; Aspergillaceae. The transcript has a single exon.
AUGACUGUUCAAGACAGCGCACAGUUCGACUUCAUUGUCGUCGGUGGUGGCACGGCUGGCAAUAUUGUCGCCUGUCGUCUGGCAGAAAACCCCAAUGUCAAUAUUCUUGUCAUCGAAGCCGGAAUCGGCAGCUCCGAAACAAACGAGGAGAUUCGCACUCCCGGACAUGCGAUGGACCUCCGUGGCAGCAAGUACGAUUGGGCUUACAAGACAACCAUGAUCAAGCGUGACGACUACGAGCGUAUCGAGAAGCCAAAUACCCGAGGAAAAGCUCUUGGAGGAAGUUCAUCGCUGAACUAUUUCUCCUGGGUCCCUGGUUCGAAAGGAACUUUCGACAUGUGGGAGGAAUAUGGUGGAAAGGAAUGGACCUGGGACCCUCUUGUUCAUUAUCUUCGCAAGAGUGUUACCUAUCACGACGAUGAAGGGUUGUACCCUCCUGAGCUGAAGAAGAUUGGUGAAGGUGGUCCGAUCCCGAUUGCCCAUGCCCAGCUGAUUCCGGAAAUGAAGGGCUUUCGUGACCUCCUGGCCCAAGCCUGGAAGUCGAAUGGAGAGGGCGGUAUCAGUGAGAAUAUCUUCGAUGGAGAGAUGCAUGGCCUGGUGCAUAGUGUCAACACUAUCUACAAGGGUCGGCGCUCAGGUAGCUUUCUUGCCGUUGAUAAGCCAAACAUCACUAUUCUGUCCGAAGCCCAUUCGAAGGGUCUGAUAAUUGAUGAAACUCGCACCGCUAAGGGAGUUUCUGUGAUCUUGGGCUCUGGCCAGGAAAUGAGCUUUUAUGCUACUCGUGAAGUGAUUGUCUCUCAGGGUGUUUUUGAGUCCCCUAAGCUACUUAUGCUUAGCGGUAUUGGUCCAGCACCCGAGUUGAACAAGCACAAUAUUCCAGUGAUUGUUGAUUCCCGUCAUGUGGGCCAGCAUCUGUUGGACCACCCUGGUGUUCCAUUUGCUCUUCGCCUUAAGGAUGAUUUCUCGAUGGAUAGCCAUGUCUUGAGGAAGGGCGCACUGCAGGACCAGGUUCUAGCAGCUUAUUCAAAUGGACAUAACGGUCCAAUGAGUUCACCAUUUCUCGAACUCAUUGGAUUUCCACGCAUUGACAAAUACUUGGAGAACUCACCUGAGUACCGAGAGGCAAAGGCUGCUAACGGUGACCUUGAUCCUUUCUGCCCAUAUGGUCAACCUCAUUUUGAAAUUGAUUUCAUUCCUCUCUUUGGAAGUGCUUUUCAGUGGCACUUCCCUCAUCCCAACAAGGGAAGUUAUAUGACCGUCAUGGUUGAUCUCGUUCGCCCUGUCUCUGAAGGUGGUGAGGUUACCUUGAAUAGCACGGACCCUCUCCAGCAAGCCAACAUCAACCUCAAUUUUUUCAACGAUGACCUGGAUAUCAUUGCUAUUCGGGAAGGUAUCAGAUUCACAUAUGACGUGUUGAAGAAUGGCGAGGGGUUCAAGGAAGUCGUGGUGGAUGAAUAUCCAUGGGAUAUGCCACUGCACGACGAUGAAGCGAUGAAACGAACUGUGCUUGAUCGCUCCCAGACUUCCUUUCACCCUUGUGGUACCGCUCGUCUCUCCAAGAACAUUGAACAGGGUGUGGUAGACCCGAGUCUCAAGGUUCAUGGAAUCAAGAGCCUCCGUGUUAUUGAUGCGUCUGUAAUUCCAGUUAUCCCUGACUGUCGCAUUCAGAACUCUGUCUAUAUGAUUGCAGAGAAAGGUGCAGACGCGAUCAAGCAGGAUCAUGGUGAUUUAUACGCAUAG